This is a messenger RNA of Durusdinium trenchii, 2082 nucleotides long. The record is from the annotation of a GenBank genome assembly. Lineage: Eukaryota; Dinophyceae; Suessiales; Symbiodiniaceae.
AUGGCCGUUCGCGGUAUGGCAGUUCCAGCAGGAGCAAGUGCUGCACUUGUAGCUGCAGUGGCAGCUGACUACAGGCUACAGUGGACCCACGAUCUCUGGCUGGCUUGGAAGCUGGGGCCUAUUCUGGUCGGUGGCCGCAUGCGUAUGAACUGGGACAGUUACAACAUUGCUGACAUGUGGAAGGAAAGUGUGCGAAAAUUUGCACAUGAGACGUUCACCAUUUUUGAGCACCGGCGUCUGAGUUUUCAGGACUGUGACAACAUCUCGAAUCAAAUGGCGCAUUUCUUGCUCCAGCAAGGCUUGUGCCCUGGCCAGGUUUGUGCACUCAUGAUGGAGAACAAGCCAGAGUUUGUUUGCUGGUGGCUUGGCAUGGCAAAGAUCGGUGUCAAGGUGGCCAUGCUGAACUACAAUCUGACAGGCCGGGGCCUAGCACAUUGUGUCUCAGUGGCAGAAUGCUGCGCCCUGAUCUUUGACGAAGGAACAGAGGUAAACCUUCACAGCAUGGAUAGUCAGAUCAAGGAGACUGGCCUUCAGCUUUUCUGCUGGGGAGGCAAGCCUCAUCUGAACUUCUCUACAACACCCACUGUGGUGGACUACGACCUGCUGCUGAGCUUCCCAUAUCGAGGUGAUUUUGUUGAACUUCGCAAAGGCAUCAAUUUCACCGAUGUCUUUGGGUUCAUCUACACCAGUGGCACUACAGGCUUGCCCAAGGCGGCCAAAGUGACCCAUGCCCGGAUGUAUGGCUUGGGCGGUGUUAGCCGGCUGCUGGCCCUCCAACCAGGUGAUGUGCUGUACACUUGCCUUCCUCUUUACCACACUGCGGGCGGUGCUUUGGGAGCUAUGUCUUGCUUCUUGUCUGGGGCCACCAUGGCUCUGGCCAAGAAAUUCAGUGCUGCUCGAUUUUGGAGAGAGAUCUCCGAACAGCGAUGUACCGUCUUUCAGUACAUCGGCGAACUGGGCCGAUACUUGGUGAACUAUGCAAGGGAGCAUCCAGAAGUUUGUCACAUUCGACACAGACUUCGGGGAGCUAUCGGAAAUGGUCUCAGGCCAGAAGUCUGGGAUGAGUUCCAGGACAAGUUCAACAUCCCCGUGGUGGUGGAGUUCUAUGGUGCCACUGAAGGCAACGGCGCCCUCGUGAAUGUCUGCAGGAAGUCUGACCGGCAGCUACGAGGUGCCGUGGGCCGUGGAGGCUUGGGCUUUGACUUGGUGACAGGCUUCAAGAUUGUGAAGUUCGACGUAGAGAAUGAAUGCCCAAUUCGCGAUUCCAAAGGACAUUGCAUUGAAGCUGCGCCCGGUGAGCCAGGCGAGCUACUUUUCCCCAUCAAGGAAGACCAUCCUUCGAAACGGUUUGAUGGCUAUACAGAUCCCAAAGCGACGGAGAAGAAGGCCUUGGCUUUCAGUCAAGUUUGUGGGCUGGAGCAUGUUGGUUUUCAGAAAGUAUUUUUCCAUCAGCAAAAGACGCAGCCAAUCGCACUUCACUGUCUGAAACUUCUCAAGUGUCGGCUCAUUCUGAACGCAGCGAACGCCCUGAAACCAAGCAUGGCGGCGCUUGCCUUUCCGAAAGCGUUGGUGAUCAGCUCGGCACCAUUGAUUUAUUUGAAGCUUUUGCGAGCUCUGUAUGUCCAUUCCUACAGACGUUCCCCAGCUUUGGCCGAAGCACUUGGGAAUCUCUUGAAGUUCAUCGGAGCGGGUCUCUUUGCGGCGGGCCAUGGCUUGCAAUGCAUCCACAAGGGAUCCGCUGAAUACACCGAUUGGGGCUACAUCCUAGCUUGCACUCCAUGCCUGAAUAUCGCGUUUGGGGGUGCACUGUUGGGUCGGCCACAGCCAAGUGCAUUGUUGGCAUCUGGGUUGUUGCUCCAUGUGGCCUAUGACCCGUUGCUGCUUCGGGCAUGGCGUGCAGGAACCGAGAAAUUGUUGCCAGCCAUUGGAGUCUCAGCUGCCAUGCUAUUGACGUGGCUUGGUACCGUGGCCACCUCACUGGAGCACCAGCUCUUGACGCAGUCUCCGCUCCUGCCGGUUCCAGUUUCUCCAAGCGCCGGGAACAGCUGUGUUGAACACGCUUCGCAAGAAGUUCUUUUUUGA